CCUAGGUGCAUAUAAGUAGUUAAACCCGCCUUCUGGAUUUUGAACCUCAGAGAACUGAAGUUUUGUUUCUGUCUUCCUCUGUCAGCCAUGGCGUCUGCUGAUGUGAGAGCUGAGCUGGACUGCUCCAUCUGUCUGGACACCUAUACAGAUCCUGUAAUGCUGAGAUGUGGACACAACUUCUGCCGGGUCUGUAUUGAUCGUGUACUGGAUACACAGGAAGAGUCUGGGGUUAAUACCUGUCCUGGAUGCAGAGAAGAGUUUCAGGAGUGGCUUGCACUGAUGAGAUGCUUAGCUCUGCGUAACAUUAUAGAGAAUUUAUUGGUUACUCCACAUAAAGAGACGGAAACCGGGAUCUGCUGCACUUGCUGUGUGGACUCUCCUGUACCUGCUGUUAAAUCCUGUCUGAUGUGUGAGGCUUCUCUGUGUGAGAAACACCUGAGAGUUCACAGCAAGUCAUCAGAACACGUCUUAUCUGACCCCAGCACUUCCAUGGAGAACAGGAAAUGUUCUGUCCAUAAGAAGAUCCUGGAGUAUUACUGCCCUCAGGACUCUGAUUGUAUCUGUGUGUUCUGCAGUUUGGCUGGAGAACAUCAGGGACAUCAGUUGGAAAUGCUAGAUGAGGCCUCUAAGAAGAAGAAAGGGAAACUGAGAAAUAUUUUCCAGAAACUGUCCACAAAGCGAGAGGAGACUGAGGGAAGAGUCCAGAACCUGGAGGAACGCUGGAGAAAAUCUCAAGAAAAAGCAUCGGGAGAAGCAGAAAGAGUCACUGCCCUGUUUUCAGACAUCAGGGGAGGACUGGAGGACCUGGAGAAGAGGGUCCUGAGUGAGAUCUCAAGGCAGGAAAAGGAAGAGUCACUCUCAUUCUCUUCUCUGAUCCAGAAACUGGAAAUACAGAAGGACGAGCUGUCCAGGAAGAUGAGACACAUUGAGGAGAUAUGUAACAUUACUGAUCCACUGACUGUGUUACAGGAACCAGACACAGGUGACUUGUGUGAUCCUGAGGAGGCAGGAGGUGAUGACAUACAUAGAUGUCUCCAUGAUGAAGAUGAUCUGCUAUGUGACUGUGAUCUCAUACACAUUACUACAUUAUGUGACAUAAUAACAGAUAUAAGGAGAGGGAUCUAUAUGGAAGGUCCUACAGACAUAUUACUGGAUGUAAACACAGCUGCUAAUAACAUCCUUAUAUCAGAAGAACUGAAAACUGCAACCUGUACACAAAAUAAGCAGAAUCGUCCAGAAAGAGUAGAGAGAUUCCAGGAUUUUCAGGUGAUGAGCAGCAAAAGAUUUACCUCAGGACGACAUUACUGGGAUAUGGAGAUCAGUGGAUCAGGGGGUUGGAUGGUGAGAAUGUGUUAUCCCAGUAUUGACAGGAGGGGAGAUCAGUCAUACAUUGGAAAUAAUAACAAGUCCUGGAGUUUGAUGAGGUAUAGUAAUCAGUAUCUAGUGAUACAUGACGGUAAAGAGAUCCAGUUACCUGACAAGAUCUCCAGUGAAGUCAGGAUAUGUCUGGAUUAUGAGGCCGAGCAGUUGUCCUUUUAUGAGCUGUGUGACCCCAUCAGACACUUACACACCUUCACUGCCACCUUCACCGAGCCCCUUCAUGCUGCAUUAUAUGUAUGGAAAGGUUCUAUAAAGAUAUCAGGGGAAGUAGCAACUAGGAGAAACCAUCAUAACCUAUGA
Bufo bufo (common toad) is the source of this 1680-nucleotide messenger RNA. Its product is annotated as tripartite motif-containing protein 14-like. NCBI's taxonomy places the organism in Eukaryota, Metazoa, Chordata, Amphibia, Anura, Bufonidae. Gene Ontology annotation, molecular function: zinc ion binding; protein binding. The record is from RefSeq and is a predicted model, not a curated record.